Messenger RNA from Triticum aestivum (bread wheat), 456 nucleotides. Its product is annotated as brassinosteroid-responsive RING protein 1-like. The record is from RefSeq and is a predicted model, not a curated record. The coding region runs from base 1 to 456 and encodes 151 amino acids. Gene Ontology annotation, biological process: protein ubiquitination. Gene Ontology annotation, molecular function: ubiquitin protein ligase activity. The transcript has a single exon. Lineage: Eukaryota; Viridiplantae; Streptophyta; Magnoliopsida; Poales; Poaceae.
AUGGGGUUCCCGGCGGCGGUGCACGCGGAGGUGCCCAAGCUGCUGCUCAACCUCCUCUUCCUGCUCGACCACCUCCAACGCCUCUCCACCUGGCUGCUCCGCCUUGUCGGCGUCGGCAUACAACACGACCUGAGCCUCACCUUCGACUACCCCACCGCCUCCGACUUCGCCCACCACCACUUUCAUCAUGGCCUUGAGCUGGAGCUGGAGAAGCAUUCCCCGGCCAUUCGCUUCGACGCGCUCUCCACCACCGGUGACGAAGCUCUGCUGCUGCCGGAGGGGUGCGCGGUGUGCCUCGCCGACUUCCACGGCGCCACGCGCGUGCGUCGGCCGCACGGGUGCGGCCACGUGUUCCACCGCGCCUGCCUCGACCGCUGGGCCGCCUACGGCCACCGCACCUGCCCGCUCUGCCGGGUGCCUCUUCUCCCGCCCUUCCUCCUGCCACUGCCGUCGUGA